AUGCCAGAAUACAUUAAACAAGUGACUGUGACCGGUGAUAUUUCAAGAAUCGGCACUGAUGACAAUUUGAUUCGUGCGUGGUGCUCUGAAGUUUCAAAAGAGAUCGCUGAGCAAAAAUGUGCGUUUGCCGUUGUCCAUGUGCAAGGCCUUCAUUCGGCUGAAGAUCCCGAUUAUGUGGCGAGAGUGAUUUGCGGAUGUAUCACCGACAACCCGGACAUUUAUCGAGCAUUCGACAGCUCCUAUGCGUUUUUCGACACAAAGCUGACAGGACUCGGAAACUUGUAUAUGUUCAAGGAUCACGAAUAUGUACAAUAUUAUGAUCGAUUUUCGAACACCGGCUAUGUCCAAAUAAGGCAAGGUCAUCGGCACGUAAUUGGUGUCAAUGAAUGUGAUGGAUUUAUUCAGAACACUUUUAAUCAAACUUAUACAUUCCGAAGGGACUUUUAUAAUGACGAUGGUAUUCGAGACAUGGCAAACCAACGAACUGGAUUUUUGCUGUGCAGGUUCCGAAUAUUCGGAGAAGAAUUGACGUUCGUCAAUCUAAAUCUUCAUUCAGUUCCUUUUGAGGAUGUGAAUGAAAUAGCAACGACUCAAUCUUCGAUCACCAAGGCGGCGCAGAAACGCGAAGAGCAGAUUAGUAUGCUUCUCAACGAAUUAGAUGCUGAGGGCUUGAAAAAUGACGCGAUUAUUGUCGCGGGUUCGUUCAACUCGCAACUACAUGAAACCGAACUUUUGAAUUAUUUGGCUCGAACUCAAUUAGUUCAGACCGUCGCGAAAAAAGAUGACCAUGGAAAUAUCGCUGCAAUAGAGCAUAUUGAUCGACAUGGAAGACACACAACGACCGUUGAAAGAACUCGCUUUGAUCUGCAUUCGAUUCAUGAUUGGUUCUUCCGACUUGGAAGAGGUCAAAUGGUCAAACGUUACAAUGGCGAACUUGCAAUUGUUGCCAUGAAAGGACGUCUUUUAGAGGAAAGCGUAUUUUUCCAGCCAUCACGUCAUUAUGAGUUGAACUCAGAAGGCGUCGAGGAGUUUCAAAGGACUUUGUGUCCCGCAUGGUCCGAUCGUAUUUUGUAUAAUGAGAGAAUGAAUGAUUUAUUUAGACAUGAUUCGUUCUGUGCAUCCGGUCUUUAUUACGGCUUGGUCGCCGAAAACAAAUAUGUCGGACCUCAUAAGCCAGUUGCCCUUCAUGCAUCAAUUUGCCUCAAGUAG
Caenorhabditis bovis is the source of this 1209-nucleotide messenger RNA. NCBI's taxonomy places the organism in Eukaryota, Metazoa, Nematoda, Chromadorea, Rhabditida, Rhabditidae. The record is from the annotation of a GenBank genome assembly.